CCCUCCCCUGUCUCCAUCUCCUUCCCAGGCCAUGGCUCUUGCACUGGGGAAAGGGCACGCCGCUGCGUUUUUCUCGGCCGCCGCCUUCCCCCGAGCUCUGGGGGUGAUCUACCCAUUCUCGCUGCUUUUUCAAGAGCCGCGUGGUCCUUCCGCGGCUGUCUUCUGAUCCCGCCUUGUCAAAUUGAGUGCAGCAGGCUUGCAUGUUGCGGGGAGAGCGAUUGCACCUUCUAGGUUGCAGCCUAAAAAUAAGCGCUGCAGGCAGCUAGAAAAGUUACCGCUAGAUUGAGUUCUAUAUAUACAUAUAUAGAUAUAAGCGGCACCUGCAUUUUGGCUUAUUGCUCAGAGAGCAACCGCGGCUUCUUUUAGCGCCUUCCUCUUUUUCUUUCUUUUUUUUUUAAAGGGUGGAGGAGGAGGAGGAGGAGGAGACGAAGAAGCUUAGCAGACGAGCUGCUGACUUUUCUCUUCCUCCUCCUCAGGACCACACGUUGCCUUGCAGCCUGCGAUUGAAGAAUGGAGCUCCUGAAACUGACCCAUUGGGUUCGGUUGGAAAUGUACAAGGCGUGCUAGAACUCGGAAGGCGAAGCCGAGCUGAUCGUGAGGAUGGCCCCAGAGAGGAGAGGCGCUGAGAAGUCACCUUGAUGGGCGACCCCCCCUCCAUGGUUUCAAGUGUUUCCGCUAACUCAACUUCCAUUACGCCUCCUGGAGCAAAAUCAUGAACAACCGCCUCUGCUGAUCCUAUGCAUUUGAGGAACCUCUUAUAAACACGUGUAGGGAAUUCUUCCCGGAACCCUCCUCUCUUUCUCCCCUCCUCCUCUCUUCCAGUUUGGUUGAGGUGAAAGUGUCUUUGUUUUGUUUUUAACUCCUUCUGAGCUUUUUUCCUCGGUGUGGGGGGAAGAAUCUGGAAAUUUUAAUUUUGAAGUGUUCUUUAAUAUAAUUUUUUGGGGAAAUUAACAUCUCAGGAUGGGCAAUGCAGCAAGCAGCAUGGAGAUGUCUCCGGCAAAGGAGAUGAAAAGUCAACCGACAGCCUCUUCGCCUCUGCCCCCGAAACAGCCUGCAACCCCAAAACAACCUAUGCCCAGCUCUGGGGAACUGGAGGAAAGAUUCACUCAUGUACUGAAUUCUAUGAACUUGCCACCAGAUAAAAUGAAGCUACUGAGCCAGUAUGACAAUGAAAAGAAAUGGGAGUUGAUCUGUGACCAGGAACGGUUCCAGGUCAAGAACCCACCUUCUGCUUACAUCCAAAAACUAAAGAGCUAUCUGGACACAGGUGGAUUUGGCGGAAAGUUUAAGAGGCGAGUUCAAGAGUCCACCCAGGUUCUUCGGGAGCUAGAGAUAUCGCUGAGGACAAAUUAUAUUGGCUGGGUCCAGGAGUUUCUGAAUGAAGAGAACAAGGGUCUGGAAGUGUUGGUGGACUACCUUGCCUUUGCUCAGUGCUCUGUCACGUACGAUAUGGACAGCACUGACAAUGGGAGCCCCGGGUCCGACAAGGGAAAAGCCCUGGACAGAUCUAUGGAGGACCUCAGCAGAAGCAACUCCUCCUCCCCCACACAGGGCUCCACCAAAACGAGGCACAUGACUGUCAGGUGUUGCCAUUUGAACCAGCAGAUCCAAACAUUCUUUCAGCAAGUCCACCCAAGCGUCCCCUCCUCCAGCACCCCCGGGAGCGAGCAGGACUCUAAACCCAGGCCACCUGUCAACUCCUACUCACCCCGACUCCAUCCACCACACAGCAGGAAGGCACUAAGGAACUCACGCAUUGUUAGCCAGAAGGACGAUGUUCAUGUUUGCAUCAUGUGUCUCCGUGCCAUCAUGAAUUAUCAGUCUGGGUUCAGCCUUGUGAUGAACCACCCAGCAUGUGUCAAUGAGAUCACAUUGAGCCUCAACAAUAAGAACCCCAGGACCAAAGCCCUCGUCCUUGAGCUGUUGGCUGCUGUUUGUUUGGUCCGAGGGGGUCAUGAUAUCAUCCUGGCUGCAUUCGACAACUUCAAAGAGGUCUGCGGUGAGAAGAACCGCUUUGAGAAGCUGAUGGAAUAUUUCCGAAAUGAAGAAAGCAACAUAGAUUUCAUGGUUGCCUGUAUGCAGUUCAUCAAUAUUGUGGUCCAUUCCGUGGAGGACAUGAACUUCCGUGUCUUCUUGCAAUAUGAGUUCACGCACCUGGGACUGGAUGAGUAUCUAGAGAAGCUGCGAUAUACGGAGAGUGACAAGCUGCAGGUGCAGAUCCAAGCCUACCUGGAUAACAUCUUUGAUGUGAGCGCCCUGCUGGAGGACACCGAAACCAAAAACGCUGUCUUGGAGCAUGUGGAGGACUUACAGGAGGAAGUUGGACAGCUCGUGGAAAAACUCCAGGUUGCAGAGAAUGAAUCCAUGGCCAAAAUUGCAGAGCUGGAGAAACAGCUGUGCCAGUCGCGCCGUGAGCUGGAAGCCCUGAGGGCGAGGACGGCAGAGGAUGAGCAGGAGCCAGCUGCCAAGUCCAACACUCCAAAGAGUCCUUCAUUCCUACCUAUGCAGCCUUCUCAAGGAAAAGGAGAACCCCCACGGCCCUAUGCCUUGGAGCGCAAGCUGGAGGAGCUAGAGGACAAGGGGCUAAUCCGGAUCUUGCGUGGAUCAGAUGGAGAUGCCAUUAUUGGCAUUGAGGUCAUUCCCAUCACCGUGGAAACUACAGUUACCAUUGAAACAUCCUCUUCAACCAGCACAGAUUUUCCUUCACCGUCCACAUCACCUGUUCCUUCUGCCGCUCCAGAAAUUCCACCGCCACCCCCGCUGCCCUUUACCAAAGACACCAGCUCCAUGGUUCUCCCAGCCUCUCAAGAGGUAGUCCCGCCUCCUCCACCUCCAGCACCACCUCUCCCUCUAAGUAGUGACCCUCCACCUGCUCCACCACUUCCUGCGGCAGGAACCACAGCACCACCGCCGCCACCACCACCACCCCUCCUCUCAGUUGAUGGCCCAGUUCCUCCGCCACCUCCACCUCCACCUAUGGCCAAUUCAGCACAUCCGCCAGAGAUCACUGUUACCCCAGCUAUCAAGAUAAAAAAGCCAAUACAGACCAAAUUCCGUAUGCCAAUCUUCAACUGGGUGGCUCUGAAGCCUAACCAGAUCAAUGGGACUGUCUUCAAUGAACUCAAUGAUGAGAAGGUCCUUCAGGAGCUUGACAUGAAUGAAUUUGAGGAACAGUUCAAAACCAAGGCUCAAGGGCCCAGCCUGGAGAUAACGGCCAUAAAGGCAAAGGCCUCUCAGAAGGCCCCCAGUAAGGUGACAAUUAUUGAGAGCAACCGGGCUAAGAACCUGGCCAUCACCCUCCGCAAGGGGGGGCUCGCCAUUGACAACAUAUGCAAGGCCAUCCAGACAUAUGACCUGUCAUCUCUAAACCUUGACUUCCUGGAGUUGCUGAUGCGCUUCAUCCCCACGGAAUAUGAGCUGACUCUGAUCCGCAAGUAUGAGAAGGAGCAGCGGCCACUGGAUGAGCUUUCAGAUGAGGACUUGUUUAUGAUCAGGUUCAGCAAGAUUCCCCGCCUGACAGAACGCAUGAACAUCAUGACCUUCCUGGGCAACUUUAGAGACACCGUUCAGCUCCUCCUGCCGCAACUGAACUCAGUCAUCGCUGCUUCAAUGUCACUCAAGUCUUCUACCAAACUGCGCCAGAUUCUGGAGAUUGUCCUGGCAUUUGGGAAUUAUCUGAACAGCAGCAAACGAGGAGCAGCCUAUGGUUUCCGGUUGCAGAGUCUUGAUGCGCUCCUGGACAUGAAGUCAACAGAUCGGAAACAAACGCUACUUCAUUACAUAGUACGGGUGAUCCAGGAGAAAUACCCUGACCUCACAAACUUCUCCAGCGAUCUGCACUUUUUGGACAAAGCGGGGACAGCGUCGCUCGACAGUGUGCUCCAAGAUGUGCGGGGCCUGCAGCGGGGCAUGGAGCUUACGCGCAAAGAGUUCAUGCGCCAGGAUGACAGCGCAGUGCUCAAGGAUUUCCUCAAAGCCAACACGGAGGUGAUGGAGAAACUCCAGGCAGACAGCAAAACUGCACAGGAAGCCUAUGAGUCGACAGUGGAGUACUUUGGAGAAAACCCCAAGACCACCCCUCCGACCAUGUUCUUUCCCACAUUUGUACGCUUUGUCAAGGCCUACAAGAAAGCAGAGGAAGACAUCCAGUUGUGGAAGAAGCAGGAAGCAGCUUUAAAAGAGGAGGAAUCGAACUCUCCCGGCAAAAAGGAAGAGUCGGCACCAAAGUCUCCUACCCAUAAGGCUAGGCGGCAGCAGAUGGACCUCAUAGCUGAGCUGAAGAAGAAGCAGCUGGUGAAGGAGCCCCUCAUUUACGAGGAGAAGGAUGGAGCCAUUGAGGACAUUAUUACGGCCCUGAAGACUGUUCCUUUCACUGCUCGGACGGGCAAGCGCUCGUCCCGCCUCUUCUGCGAUGCCAGCUUCAGCGAAGAGAGCCCCCUGUAGCUCACGGCUCUAGGCCUGCGGACCCAGCCGUACCGGCGGGGGGACACCGGUCGGCACAGUGGCAGGAAACGGACCGCUGGGCAGACGCUGCAGGUGACCCCCGACAUCUCGCUGUGACAGCCACGAAUAAGACCCGCCAGCUAGCCAAGCCUCAGUUGGGGGUGUGAGGCACGGGACUCAGGGGUUGACAGCCAACAGGCCUGGGACAAGAACUCCUUCCCCCAAGGAAUAAAGGGGGUCAGUGCAGGGGGCCCCUCCCCGCUGCCGCUUUGGAAAGCCAUUUGUGGACUUUUGCACACAGACGCCCCUGCCCGUUGUCUGUCUUGUCCACGGAAUCAUCACUGCUUCAUGGUCAACUUGACAGCCUUCUUGGCCCCACGUUACUGUCCCAACAUAGAACUGUGGAAGGGGGAAGAGGCUCCACUCUGUGCCACAGCUAAACAGGGACCGCAAAAGGUGCUAGAAAGUAACUCCCGUCACUGACGGCACCAGACCAACAACAUGCCCUCUCCACAGCCAGGAAGCUUUGUGGUGCUGCCUUCCCUGAAAGGGAAGAAAGUUCCUUGGCGGUCUAUAUUUUCCCUCUCCACUAACAUUCCCAUUCAGUCUUCUCCGGUCCAUUUCCUGGCUUCGUUGAGCUGGGCUGUUCUGCUUGAAUCAUCCAAUUCCUGUGCUGGCCCAGAGAAGAUGUUGGGCAGAUUUUCCAGGCAGCUGUUCUGAUUGGCUGCGCCAGGUCCUGUUUGUAGGAAGCCUCCUGCCCAGGACUGUUCAGGAUCAUUUCAGCCAUGCAAGAAGUGCAACAGGGCCACCUGCCCACUGGAUCUGAAAGGACUUUACCACUUCAGUUUCAGCUCUGUGGAAGAUCAAAGCGGUGGAUGGCUCUCGGACUUGUGACGGCUGAAGUGGCUGGUGGCUUGUGUGGUCCUCUCCAUUCACAUGUUGCAGUGGGCACAGGCCUUCUGCUUCCCUAGAGCUGAAGAUGCCGGACACUACAGUCUUGGAUCCUCAGCUGGGCCAUUGUGCCAAUUAAGGGCUGAGGGGGGAGGAAGGAAAGAGGGGCUACAUCCCCUCCUCACUCUCUUCCCCCUCCAAACUUCCAUACGGUCCAAGUCUCCCUAACAUCAUGGCUGCGUUUCUGCCCCCCACAUCCACAAACGCAGUGGCAAUGGCAUUGCAAAUGGGCGUCAAGUGAAUGUGGACAACACUGUUAGCACAUUUGCCUGGACAAUCUAGGCUGUCCUCUCCUCUCCCCCCCCCCACAAGCUUUCCUAUAGCAGGCUGACUCCAGCUGUCUGAAAGCACUUGGGAAUUCUCCUGCCAAUCUUCUACGGAGUGACCUGGAGGAAGAGGACAGGGUCCCAGUCUCUGGCGAGGAGAUGAACUCCUUUGUUGGCUGGUGGCAUGUUUCAUUAUGCAGGGGUAGGCAACCUUUGGCACUCCAGUGGAUGCUGAACUACAACUCCCAUCAUCCCCAGCUGCAAUAAAUUGUGGCUCGGGAUGAGGGGAGUUGUAGUUCAGCAGCAGCUAAGUGCCAAAGGUUGCCUACGUCUGCAUUAGUGGCGUUACGUAAACCUCUGGUCUCCUGCUCGAGCACAACAGAGCCCAGUCCUAGGGAGAAGGCCUGGUCACCGGAACAGCAUCUCAGGAUUUUAGGCUUUAGCAAGGGUAUCCCUCUGGCACUUUUUAAACCAACUCCCUCUGAGAUGUACAAAGCAGCCCAGAGGUUUCAUGACAAUCAGAGAACUGGAGUUGCUGUUCUGUGACUUGCCAUAAGGUGUCAACCUUCUCUGUGGGUUUUUCACUGGUGCUUUUUCUCCAACUUGCAGGCAGUGCCAGGGGUCUACAUGCACACACUCAGGUCUGUAUGCGUCACAGGCAGACAAAACAGAAAAGCAGAGGUGGUGGUCACAAGGACCAUACACACUGCCAUUUCCAGGAGCUGUGCUGGGCCAUCUUUAGCAUGGAUUCAAGCAGCCAUUAGAUUUCAUGGUGCAGUAACAUUUCCACAGUGAGAGUCCUGUGGAAGCAGAUUGUGAUCACGAAGGCACGGUGCCAAUAAAGGCAGGCCGUAAAAUUUCCUCCUGCAACCUUGCAGCAUGUCGCUCUCGCCAGGAAGUGUCCAGCUGCAGCCAUGCAUCUACCCCUCCCUAGUUGAUGCCAUGUGUCAUAUGCUGGUGGUGAGGAAGAGAAGUGAUGAAAUCCCCCCCCCAACAGUAUGUGGGGAUAAGGAAAUAGGCUUGUAGUCCAUGCCCUCAUUAAAUCCAGCUCUCAUGGUUGGUCAUUGGCACAACCCCAACUCCUCCUGCUGUAACCAGACCACCCCUGUCACAAACACAGGGCUGCCUGCCGAGGACACUGGUAUGCCUAGGGCUGCAGCAAAGUUGCCUCCUCCCCCCUUCACUGCAGCAUGCAAGCCUCCGAGCAAUAAGCGCGUCCUGCAGCAGAUGUCAGCGUGUGCGCCCUUCACCAAUCUCCCUGUCCUGUCUCUGCUCAGAUGAAACGAGGCGCCCCCCCCUUGCUGCUCCCCUCAGCCUGCUCUGGCCCUGCGCCCCAGCUUUUCAGCCACCCUGCUUUUCACUUAUGCUCCCCUUGCUUUCCGCUGUAAUUAAGAAGCGGCUAGAAUAGUCACGGCAUAUGCCCAGCAGCACCGCAACUUUGCACACGGAUUCAUCACACCAUGGCAGGCGGGGGUGGGAGGGGAGGUUAGGAAACAAAAUGAAUGUGCAACUUAUUCAGUUUUUAAAAAAUGCCUUGAAUCAUAUAGGGCAGAACAAAACCCUAUUUGGUUGCUACUUUGUAUACAUUAUUUUUAUAUUUGGUUAUGUGAAUUGCAUUUAAUCCAAAGCCAGUUAAGAAUGGGAGGAAAUAAUAAAUGUAUUCUAAAGAUGCAA
Molecule: messenger RNA, 7334 nt
Organism: Hemicordylus capensis (graceful crag lizard)
Lineage: Eukaryota; Metazoa; Chordata; Lepidosauria; Squamata; Cordylidae
Gene: FMNL1
Product: formin like 1
Exons: 28
Coding region: 961-4443 (1160 amino acids)
Biological process (GO): cortical actin cytoskeleton organization; regulation of cell shape; cell migration
Cellular component (GO): cytosol
Molecular function (GO): actin filament binding; small GTPase binding
Source: RefSeq, a predicted model, not a curated record